Molecule: messenger RNA, 301 nt
Organism: Pseudomassariella vexata
Lineage: Eukaryota; Fungi; Ascomycota; Sordariomycetes; Amphisphaeriales; Pseudomassariaceae
Exons: 1
Coding region: 23-259 (78 amino acids)
Source: RefSeq, a predicted model, not a curated record
UGAAGACGACAAUAACGACCGUAUGAUAUCGAGUAACUUGAGUGAAGACGAAUUUUGCUUCAGUGGAUCGAGCACUACGUUCUACAAUUCGCUACUUCGGUCGUCUAGCGAUGGAAUAUACGAAUUGAAUGUUUCUGGGUUGAUUUUCCUCUAUUCGGACAAUUUUAUGGCACGACCAGGCCAGUCAUGUUCUAAGCUAACUCAGAUCUUUCUAGGAACGUAUUCAUUUACACCAACGCUUCCACCUAAACCGCACUAAAUAAGUCUUCUCGCGUAAUUCAUAACUGCAUGUAUUCUGUAG